UCAUCUGACGUUUAAUUUGCUAACCACAUUCUUGCGGUUACAACGUACCUGAAACGGUUCGAAAACCAAAUGUUUGAGCGAAUCAUAGAUAUUGCGUUCUAUUUAUAUUGUAUACAACUUCGUCAAACCAUAAUCGCGUGAAUUUGAAAUUUUAUUUUUCCACUUGGUUUAUAGGUUUUAUCGUGUGCGAUAAGCGACUACGCUAAACACUCGUAACCAAUUAAUACUUUUUACAAAAAAUUCUUGCCGGUGUCGUUUAAAACGAGUAAAUAAAUUCUCGUAAAUAGUGCAUAAUAAAGUACCUACCUCUUAAAAAUGAGAGAAUUGUGACAAUGAAGGCGUUAUUUUUUUUGGUUGCCCUGGAUGUGUUCUGCGUGUUUAUGCCAUUACCGAUUUUUAGCACGUACAUCAAAUCACUCGGAGGAUCGCCGUUUACACAAGGCAUGGUCAAUUCAUGCGCAGCAUUUGUUAGUUUAUUAAAUAAUCCCAUAGUAGGUAGUUUGAGUGAUACCAAGGGAAGGCGCGCAAUUCUCGUAAGAUGUUUGCUAGUCGGAGGUUUGGCAAAUUUAAUAUUGGCCUCAGCACCUUCCAUUUUGAUUAUGUUCGUAGGAAAAAUAAUGGCAGCAUUUGCCAGUCCGGUAAAUAUUCUUUUAAGAGCCACCGUUACAGAUGUAAUGAAAUCUGAUCAAGAAACUAAACUAUUUUUCCAAAAAUUGUUACCACUCACAGGGUUGGUUAUGUUACUAUCCGCUGGUAUAAGUGGGUACAUCAGUGAACUUAAGUAUGGUUUUACAGUUAUUUUCCUAUGUGUUUCUAUUGCAUAUGCAAUAUCUGCCGGAACAGUAUUGGCUCAAUUGCCCAAUGAUCUUAUUAUUAAACCAAACAAUAAAAAAACCUCAGAUAUUCCAUAUCUGAGAAAAUCGAUAACGGAAUUACAAAAUGCAAUUAUGAAUUUAAAAAAUAUAGAUUGGGAAAACUAUGGCGAUAUUUUUGCUACUAAAGCAGCGAGUGAGGUGAGCCUGGCUUGGCUAACCACGAAUAUUGGAUUAUUUCUACUGAAUGAGUUUGGAAUACAAGGACGUCGCACUGGUUACUUUUUUAUGAUUAGUUCCGUUUUUAUAAUUCUGUCCGGAAUUUUGAAGAUGAAGUUGAAAGACCGCCUUGCUAAAAUGAACGAUCACUACAUUAUAAUGACUUGCAGCCUAAUAAUGACGGUAGCAUUCUUAGGUACAAGUUUGGCGCCAUCAGUUUACGUAAUAGGACUUUGCAUGAUUGCGAUAAGCAUGUCCAAAUCGUUUGUGGAUGUUACCUUUACAGAAGCUAUCACAACCAGGGCCAAUGAAAAAGACAGGGGAAAAAUAAUUAGCGCGUUCGAAACUUUGCCGCUGAUUGCACAAUUUAUAGCGCCAUUUUUUUCAGGGAUUUUUUCAUUAGCGUUUCGGCAAAGAUUGCUUUUAGGACUAACAACAAUUCCGGCCUCAGUGGGAGUAUUUAUUUCAUACAAGCAGAUAAAAACCAAAAAUGACUAAGUAACUUAAAACUUCUAGUUAGUGAAUUAAUUUUUGACUUAAGAGAUAUUGUGAAUGAUAUGAGUAGUUGGUAAUGGUAAACCGAUCAAUACUCCCAAAAGAUUGUUCUACAACUUCCUACAUACUCCACCUUUAAUAAAUUGUUAACCACCAUUAUAGCACAUUUGUGACAGUACUUAAUGCAAAUCAGUAUGUGUUUAAGAAAAUCCAAAACAAGAUAUUUUUCUGUUCAAACCUAAAUAAGGUGUUUUUAGCAAAUUCAGUUAUUAAAGUUCUUGUUUCUUAAUUUGCAACACCAAUAAGUCAAGGAUGUAUGAAAAAUUUGCUGAAUAUUAAAUUCUUCAUUCCCCAAAUGGUGCAUCUUUAAGUUUUGUUCCAAAUAUUGAGUCUGAAUUACAAAUCUCAAACUAUCAUCCAUAUAUAAAUACCAAUUAACACAUUUCCAAAUAUGAGACAGAUCGCUAACAAAAAAAAAGAGUAACAUCAUCAGAACCCUAUGCAUCUACCAAAGGUCACAUUUACUUCAAGAAAAAUAUUUCCAACCUACUGCUAAAGCAGAAAACUGUUCUAAAUUGUCAUUGGGACAAAAUCCCAUCAUCCCAUUCAUCACCAUCAUCUUUAGCAAAAUAAUCAUUAUCUUUCUAGGGCGCUGUGAGUCGACGGUUGAUUCUAUUCGGGACUUCGCCAGAUUGUGUAGUGAUUUUGCAACAAGUUUAAAGUUUUGAUAUGUGAUUUACUAGGUUUUUGAGAUUUUUGCGGUAAUUUCGUACAAUUGCGGGCAAUCUAAAUCAGUCUUGGUCACAGUACUGUGUGAAUUGUCACGUCAAGUCAAGA
Messenger RNA from Cylas formicarius (sweet potato weevil), 2363 nucleotides. RefSeq names its product tetracycline resistance protein, class H-like. Lineage: Eukaryota; Metazoa; Arthropoda; Insecta; Coleoptera; Brentidae. Gene Ontology annotation, molecular function: transmembrane transporter activity. Gene Ontology annotation, biological process: transmembrane transport. The transcript is spliced from 5 exons. The coding region runs from base 333 to 1529 and encodes 398 amino acids. The record is from RefSeq and is a predicted model, not a curated record.